This is a messenger RNA of Aureobasidium melanogenum CBS 110374, 1275 nucleotides long. RefSeq names its product Annexin. The transcript has a single exon. Gene Ontology annotation, cellular component: cytoplasm. The record is from RefSeq and is a predicted model, not a curated record. Gene Ontology annotation, molecular function: calcium-dependent phospholipid binding; calcium ion binding. NCBI's taxonomy places the organism in Eukaryota, Fungi, Ascomycota, Dothideomycetes, Dothideales, Saccotheciaceae. The coding region runs from base 1 to 1275 and encodes 424 amino acids.
AUGAGUUACGGAUAUCCUCAACAAGGCUACGGCCAACAGUACCCUCCCCAGGGACAACCUCCAUACCAACAACAACCCUACGGUGCACCUCCUGGUCCACCUCCAGGCCAUUCACCGUACCCCCCGCAGCACGGUGGCUAUGGCGCUCCCCCAGGUCCUCCUAUGGGUCACCACCCAUCGCAAUCCUUUGGAGCCCCUCCUGGUCCCCCGCCAGGACACUAUGGAGCCCCUCCAGGCCCUCCUCCUGAUCAGUACGGCCAACCUCAAUAUGGUGCUCCCGCACAGUACGGAAGUGGCCCUCCAGCUCCCCCCUCCAUGGGAUACGUUCCUGGUCAAGUUGCACCGAUGGACAUGUCUAGACAAGCCGAUGAUUUGAGGAAAGCCAUGAAGGGAUUCGGAACCGACGAGAAAGCUCUUAUCGCAAUACUCGCACCAAUGGAUCCUCUCCAGGCUGCCGGCGUCCGCCAAGCAUUCAACCAGCGUCAUCGUCGCGAUCUUCUCAAGGACAUUGAGUCCGAGACAUCAGGCUACUUCCGCGAAGGUCUCAUGGCCAUAGUUCGUGGUCCUCUUGAGCAAGACGUUCUAAACGCAAACAAGGCAAUCAAGGGAAUCGGCACCAAAGAGUCUGUCCUCAAUGAUGUACUUCUAGGUCGCAGCAACGCCGACAUGAAUGCCAUCAAAGCACAUUACCAUCAUGUGUACAAAAAGUCUCUCGAGUCUGACGUCAAGGGUGACCUAUCUCUCAAGACCGAGCGUCUCUUCGACAUGGUCUUGGCGGCACGUCGCAACGAAGAGUCAUCUCCUGUAAUACCUCAGCAAAUCGAGGCCGAUACCACUGAACUCUAUCGUGCUACGGAGGGUAGCAAGAUUGGGGCCGACCAAGUGGCUGUCUGCGCUAUCAUCACCCAGCGUAGCGAUGGUCAGCUUCGUGCCAUUUCCCAAGCAUACCGUCAGAAGUACCACCGCGAACUCGCAGAGGUCUUGAAAAAGAACUUCAGCGGUCACAUGGAAGACGCUCUCUUGUACAUCCUACUCAAUGCCGAAGAUCGCGCUAAGCACGAUGCUCAACUCCUCGAGGCGGCUAUGGCGGGCUUGGGUACCAAAGACGAUCUACUUGUGAACAGAAUUGUCAGAAUUCACUGGGACAAGCAUCGCAUGUCACAAGCUCGAGGCGCCUACAGACACUUCUACCAGCGCGACUUGGCUGACCGCAUUCGCGGAGAAACAAGAGGUGACUACGAGAGGUUAAUGGUAGCGAUUGUGCAAAGCGCCUAG